This is a messenger RNA of Macrosiphum euphorbiae (potato aphid), 1410 nucleotides long. Lineage: Eukaryota; Metazoa; Arthropoda; Insecta; Hemiptera; Aphididae. The record is from the annotation of a GenBank genome assembly.
AUGUUUAUUCUUGCGUGCUCGCAACUGUUGAUGAUAAUUUUCCACGCUGCCAGUGGCUAUAACUACACGACUAAUUACAUCACUGUACCGGUUGAUCAUUUUAGUUACACCAAUAAUGAUACAUUUGAAUUAAAGUACCUUAUUAAUGACAAAUAUUGGGAUGUUAAUAAAGGUCCAAUAUUUUUUUAUACUGGUAACGAAGGACGAAUUGAAGAUUUUUGCGAUAAUACUGGCUUUAUGUGGGAAAUAUCAAGAGAGUUCGAGGCAUUGGUCGUGUUCGCCGAGCACCGUUACUAUGGCGAGUCCAUGCCCUACGGAACGAAUUCAUUCGAUGACAAAGAGAAGUUGGGCUAUCUGACUUCACAGCAAGCGAUGGCUGACUUCGUAGACCUGAUAAAGUAUCUGCGUGACGACUCGCUGAGUGUUGGCAAACGACCCAAUCCGGUAUUCGCUUUCGGUGGCUCGUACGGAGGAAUGUUGGCCGCUUGGUUCCGCAUCAAGUAUCCGGCCACUGUCGAAGGAGCUAUAGCUUCGUCAGCUCCGAUAUGGCAAUUUACUGGGAUGACACCGUGCAAUGAUUUCUACAAAGUGACGUCGUCGGUUUACAGAAAUGCCAGUGCCGAAUGUGGAUUGACUAUUUCAGCAUCUUGGAAAGCCAUCGAUAAGGUCACAGAAUCUGAUUCUGGGAAAACGUGGUUAACGGACAACUGGAAACUAUGUACACCAUUAAAGGACUCCGACGAUGUGGCACGCCUAAAAUAUUGGGCUACUGACGUGUAUGUGGCACUGGCCAUGGUUAACUAUCCUUACGAGGCUAAUUUUCUGGCCCCUUUGCCGGCAAAUCCGAUCAAGGAAGUCUGCAAGUCGAUGACGAAUCACACGGAAGACGACGAGACGCUCUUGAUGUCGGUGUUUCACGGUCUGAGCGUGUAUUUCAAUUACACCGGAUCGACCAAGUGUUUGAAUCUGUCGUCGGCGUUCUCGGAUGAUAUGAUGAACGGAUGGGAUUAUCAGGCCUGCACAGAAAUGAUAAUGCCAUUAUGUACUAACGGCGGCGAGGACGAUAUAUUCGAAGCCUACCCGUGGGAUUUCAAAAGCUACUCAGAGUACUGCGAAAAUCGAUACGACGUCAAACCGACCACAGACGACGUCGAAAAACAGUACGGAGGCAAAAAUCUGAAAGCCGCGUCCAAUAUCAUAUUCAGCAAUGGUUUAUUGGACCCGUGGUCCAGUGGAGGCGUGUUGAAGAGUCUCUCGUCGUCCAUCAAGGCGUUAUUGAUACCAGAUGGUGCGCAUCACUUGGACUUGAGGGCGUCACAUCCCAACGACACGUCAUCCGUGAUCCAUGCAAGGAAAACCAUUAAACACUGGAUAACAAAAUGGAUUUUCGAUUACAGAUAUAGGAAGUAG